Molecule: messenger RNA, 1638 nt
Organism: Lipotes vexillifer (Yangtze River dolphin)
Lineage: Eukaryota; Metazoa; Chordata; Mammalia; Artiodactyla; Lipotidae
Gene: CFAP184
Product: cilia and flagella associated protein 184
Exons: 1
Coding region: 1-1638 (545 amino acids)
Biological process (GO): cilium assembly
Cellular component (GO): axoneme; ciliary basal body
Source: RefSeq, a predicted model, not a curated record
AUGGACGACCGCUCCGACCACACUGGGGACCCCGAGAAGGAAGCUGGAGAUGUGGAGAGCCUGGCCUCACGGCUGUCCGGGACCAAAACCAGCUCUGGCCCCCAGUCCCCGGCCGAACCCGCGGAGCCGGAGCCGGAGCCGGAGCCGGAGGCCGUAGAAGCUUCAGAGGAAGGCGCCGAGCCGGCCGAGUCCCAGGAACGGCCGGCGGCCACCGAGGUUGCUGGUGAGAAGGGGCCCGGAGAGCCGGAGUGGCCGGCCGAGGCCGAGGCCGAGGCAGGGGACCUGGCGGAGGCCGGGCCUGAGGAGCCAGCCAAGCCAGAGCCCGAAGGCGGCCCCGAGGAACCAGAAGAGGAGUGGAAGGAGGAGGACGAGGACGAGGCGGACGUGGCGGCGGAGCCGAGGAGGAAGGAAAUCCCGUCGCAGGUCUGUCUGCAGCAGGCCACGGCCGGCAAGGAAGAGGCUGCGCCAGACCGAGAGGCUGAGCGGGAAGGACAGCUGGCGGAGGAAGGAGAAGAGAGCGAGGAGAAGCUUGUGCAAGGAGGCCUGGGCAAAACCGAGGACGAGCUGGGGGAUUUGGACGAGGCACCCGAGCUUGAGAGCUGCGACUGGACUGAGGAGGUGCAGAAGCAGCAGGAGCAGCAGCUGCGCGCCGAGCUCCUGGCACAGUUCCGCUCCCUGACGGCGGAGCGAGAGCGCCACCAGCGCUACAGCAUCUACCUGCAGCACAGGAUCCUCGAGGCGCUGCGCAAGAAGGGCCUGGAUGCAGCCGAGGUGCCCGAGAAGGGCGCGGAGCCUGAGGCCCCCGAGAAAGAACAAGCAUACCUACGCCAUCUGGCCAUGCUGGAGCAUCUGAGGAAGCAAGAGUCAGAUGACCUGCGCUGGUACCACCGCGAGCUGGACCAGCUGAAGCGGCAGUGCGAAGAGAAGCUCUCCCGGGUGGAGGAGGAAUGGCGACGCUUGCAGGCACUCAAGAAGCAGGUGGUGAUGCAGGCCAUGGGCAGCUGCCGGAUGAGGGGUGGUCGCCAGGCCGCUCUGCGAGAGGUGGGGCAGAUCCAGGCAUUGGAGGAUAAGAAGGAGAAGGCGAUAAGCGCUGUGAGGCUAGAGAACGUGCAGCUGAAGCAGAGUUUGGUGCACUUUGAAAACAGGCUGAGGGCCCAGGAGGACCUAACAGAGGGCCUGCUCCUGAUAGAUUUUGAACAGCUUAAGACUGAGAACCAGACCUUGCAUGAGAAAGUCGAGGAGAGAAAUGAGGAGCUUUUGAAACUGCGCAGCAAGGUGACCAACCAUGUGCAAAUCAUAACCCAUGUGAAGGAAAAGUUACACUUUGUGGACACAGAAAAUGCGUGUAAAAAGUCAGAGCUUAUGGAGAUUGAGGCUCAGGUGGCCCUAAAGAGGGACAUCUUGACCAAGACUAAGCAAGCCCGGGACAGCCUGCGGAUUGACAACAUCAAGCUGAAUCAGAAGUGCGGGCUUCUGGGCAAGGAAGCACUCCUUCGGGACAUGGAAGAGGUGGUGGACAGGACUGAAGAACUCAGCCAGCGCUUGGAAGCCCUGAAGCACCAUCACGCUGGGCUUAUUCUGUCCUGCAGAGGCGUGAAGCAGAAGAUGAGGGAGGCCAAAGCCUUUCUGCCUUCUUGA